GGGACAUGCCGUGGUAGGCCUAUACAGCCUAUAGGGAUGCCCGGGCGAUCAGUCCCCUCUCAGCAGCUGCCCGGCCUCGUGGACGGCGUGGCGGAGCCGGCGUGCGGGCGGCCGGCAGGCAUGGCGGGCGGCCGGGGAGCCGCGGCGGCCGCGCGGGCGCUGGCGCUGCUCCUGCUCCCGCGGGCGGGCGGGUCGCCUGCCGGCAACGGCUACCAGUCCAACAAGGUCCGGUUGCCGAGGUGGCCCCCGUCGUACAGCAUGAGACGAUCCACGCUGUUCAUGCCAUGCAACUACAGCGGGUGGCACGACGUGGCAGAGGCUCUGCAGUACGGCCUUGUCAGCUAUGACUGGGCUAACGCGCAGGUGCUGUGGUCGAACGCCGCGCCGGUGAACGACGAGGCGCUGCUCACGGCUCAAGCAGACAAGCUCGUCGCUGCCGACCGCAGCGGUGGUGUGAGGGUCGGCGUGUACAGGAAUACCAUCAAGGCGUUCAACUGGUUCGGGUCCAUUGUUCAGGAAAAGCUAGACGACCCGCGCUACGCUGGGUGGUUCGUUCAGUUCAAGGACUGCGAGGGUGCUCGGUCGAACCUCUCCUACGAUCCCCCCGCUUGCACCCUGAGCAAGUGCAGCUGCGCGUGGCACGACCACGCCGGCCAGCUCGAUGGCGGCACGCAGGAUUGCGGGAAAUCCCCAUGCGGCGGCUAUGUUUUCGAUCACAGGAACGCGACGUUCUCCGAGUGGUUUGUCAAUGAAUUCAUUAUAAGUAAUCACACGAUCCUUCGACCCGGGGUGUCCGAGCUGUACCUCGACGACCGUGUGGAGCUUUGGGGCAUCGCGGAAGCGGAGGGGAAUUUCCUAAGGGACACGGGGCUGACGCCACAUGACAUGCAUGACCUGAAGAGCGCCUUUGAGAGCACCAUGGAGAGAGUGUACGAUCGGAUCGUCGAGCUCGGCUCCUUCGCAUGGCAGAUGCUCUACGACGGCCCCUUCGUGCUCCCGAGGUAUUUCGAUAACGGCACUCGGGACCCUCAGGGGGACGUCGCGCCAAGCGCUUGCUCGCAGGAGCUGCGGCGCUUCUGCCAGCCAGACUCGACAGCCGCCAGGCGUGCGUUGGCCUACACCAGGAACCCGAGCCCAGACAACGCGAGUGUCCAGGGCGAGCAGUACCUAAUCCUGUUCCUCCUCACCCGGGGGGAGUACGCGUGGAUCGGCUACGACUACCGCGGCUGCAAGACGCAGUGGUACCCCAGGCCGCGGGAGUGGGACGUCGACUACGGCGAGCCCAUGGGGAACUGCUGGGAGACGGGGGCCGGCUCGAACGUCUUCGUCCGCAGGUGGACGAAAGCGUCGGUCCGCUGGGACUGCAACGCGGGCACGGGACGUAUGGACUCCUCGGCCGCCCCCGCGCCUUCUCUGGUAGUCUGAAGCUGGCGGGUCGCGGCGAGCAGGAGAACGCCCGGGCGGAUCGCGAGAGGGGUGGCGCCCUGCAGCCAGCGUGCCGCGGCGGCCAGGCUGAGCCGGCAGCCGCCUGCGGAUGCGCCUUCGGGUCGCACGGGCCGCGCGCGUGGCCUGCCGCGCAGACGAAGCAGCACUUCGCGAUGGUCCUCUCCGCCGCCGUCGGAGG
Prorocentrum cordatum is the source of this 1624-nucleotide messenger RNA. The record is from the annotation of a GenBank genome assembly. Lineage: Eukaryota; Dinophyceae; Prorocentrales; Prorocentraceae.